AUGGCUGCUCGCCUUCCUCUCGCCCGUCUUUCGGGCCAGCGCUUGACCACUUUGACCCGGGCUACUCGGGCUCCCAGCCGGCUUCGCGCCGUCCAGGGCCUUUCUACCCUCACGCGCGCCAAUGCCUCUUCGCGGGCCUCCGGUCUGCUGCAGGCCUCUUCCGGCAUCAACGUGUCGCGCAACCUCACUCCUUUCGUCGGCCUUCAGAUCCGGACCUACGCCGACAGCAUCGUCAAGGUCCCCCAGAUGGCAGAGUCCAUCACCGAGGGUACUCUGAAGCAGUUUUCCAAGCAGGUUGGCGACUAUGUCGAGCGCGAUGAAGAAAUUGCUACCAUUGAGACCGACAAGAUCGACGUCUCGGUGAAUGCCCCGGACUCCGGUACGAUCAAGGAGCUUCUCGUGAAUGAGGAAGAUACCGUCACUGUCGGCCAGGAUCUCAUCAAGUUGGAACUGGGCGCUGCCCCCGAGGGCAAGAAGGAUGCGGCUCCCGAGCAGCCCAAGGAGCCUGCCGCUGAGAAGCCCCAGGAGUCUGCUGCUGAGAAGCCCCAGGAGUCUGCUGCUGAGAAGCCCCAGGAGUCUGCUCCUGCGGCGGAGAAGCCCGAGCCGUCGAAGCCCGCACCCCCGUCGGAGAAGCCUAAGGAGACCCCUAAGAAGGCCGAGUCUCCCAAGCCCCAGGGGGCUGCUGAGUCCAAGCCUGCCCUCGGAAACCGUGAGGAGCGUCGUGUGAAAAUGAACCGGAUGCGUCUGAGAAUUGCGGAGCGUCUGAAGCAGUCCCAAAACACCGCUGCUUCCCUUACCACCUUCAACGAGGUUGACAUGUCUUCUCUGAUGGAGUUCCGAAAGCUCUACAAGGACGAUGUGCUCAAGAAGACCGGCGUGAAGCUCGGAUUCAUGAGCGCCUUCUCUCGUGCCUGUGUGCUGGCCAUGAAGGAGGUCCCCGCCGUCAAUGCAUCGAUCGAGGGCCCCAAUGGCGGUGACACCAUCGUCUACCGCGACUACGUUGACAUUAGCGUCGCUGUCGCUACUGAGAAGGGCCUGGUCACUCCGGUGGUCCGUAAUACGGAGACCAUGGACCUGGUUGGCAUUGAGCAGUCGAUCGCUGACCUCGGCAAGAAGGCUCGCGAUAACAAGCUGACCAUUGAGGACAUGGCUGGCGGUACCUUCACCAUCAGCAAUGGUGGUGUCUUCGGCUCCCUGAUGGGUACACCCAUCAUUAACCUUCCCCAGUGUGCUGUUCUGGGUCUCCACGCCAUCAAGGACAAGCCGGUGGCCGUGAACGGCAAGAUCGAAAUCCGCCCGAUGAUGUACCUUGCCCUCACAUACGACCACCGUCUCUUGGAUGGUCGCGAGGCGGUCACUUUCCUUGUCAAGGUCAAGGAGUAUAUUGAGGACCCGCGGCGCAUGCUGCUUGGGUAA
Penicillium cinerascens is the source of this 1416-nucleotide messenger RNA. RefSeq lists its product as uncharacterized. The coding region runs from base 1 to 1416 and encodes 471 amino acids. The transcript has 10 exons. Gene Ontology annotation, cellular component: oxoglutarate dehydrogenase complex. Gene Ontology annotation, biological process: tricarboxylic acid cycle. Gene Ontology annotation, molecular function: dihydrolipoyllysine-residue succinyltransferase activity. NCBI's taxonomy places the organism in Eukaryota, Fungi, Ascomycota, Eurotiomycetes, Eurotiales, Aspergillaceae. The record is from RefSeq and is a predicted model, not a curated record.